Messenger RNA from Pyricularia oryzae 70-15, 1459 nucleotides. RefSeq lists its product as uncharacterized. The record is from RefSeq and is a predicted model, not a curated record. The transcript has a single exon. NCBI's taxonomy places the organism in Eukaryota, Fungi, Ascomycota, Sordariomycetes, Magnaporthales, Pyriculariaceae. Bases 783 to 1262 code for a protein of 159 amino acids.
UUGAGGCUCCGCCAAAGCGGCGCCCGCUGUCGGCUUGGAAAGUUUCCGAGGCGCUUCCAUUUGCUUUUCUUUUUUUUUCUUUGGGAUUAAUUACUUCUCUCAAUUCUCAAAACGCUUGUUUACCUAGUCUAAGUAUUAACCUUUUACCUUUCUUUGAUUGAUUGCUCGGUUUCUUUCUCAAAUUCGGCAGAUUUUACUGGCAGAAUUGAUUUUCUCUUCCAAUCUCAGCCAAUUGGCAACUUUGUCGCUGAAACGCCUGCCUGGAGAGGUCAUCGCUGAUGUGAGAUGGCGGAGUCGAUUGAUUGAGCGAGAGGCCCCUUUUGAGUGGCUCAACUGCCAAUUAAAACUCUUGGGGUAAAAAAAAAAAAUAAAAAUAAAAAGACUGCGGGAGGGUUGAGGCACAGCAAAUCGCCAUUGUCUUUGUGCUUCGUUCAAUUUUGGUAUUUGCCUUGGCCAUGUCGGCCGGUCGGGGGCUAGAGUUGGGUGGUGCAAGAUGCGAGCUGACCGCCCGCUGUAAGUAAGACACAGCAUAUCGGAGUCUCUGCCACUGCCAUUUUAGGGCAGUCAUUGUCAAUUUCUUACCCAGAGGUAGUAUAGAUAUCACGAAUGCCCGUCGCCGUAAGAAAGUUAGUUGUAGAAGUUCUUACAAGAAAGCAUCUUGCCGAUAACAAUCCAAUCACACCAUCGGACAAAAAAAAACAAAAAAAAAACAAGAAAACACCAAAGACCAGCAAAAAAGUCCCAUAAAAAUCCAAAAGCACCACAAGCCACCAAAAAAAGGCAUGCCCGCCAUCAAAACCGCAGCCCACCUCAUCGCGCGCCAGACGAGGGUGCAAGUCGAGGCGUACCAAAAGGAGCAGGAAGAAAGCUUCAAGAGCUUCGGCACCGGCGCCAUCGCCGCCAUAGUCAUAUCCGUCCUCCUCUUCUUCGGCAUCACCACCAGCAUCAUCGUCCUGGCCGUCAAGAGCCGGAACCGUCGCCUGGCCGCCAACGCCGCCAAGAGCAGCUACUUGUACGGCAACGGCCCGGCCGCCGGCCCUGGCUACAACGGGCCCUAUACGUCCAUCCCGAACCCUGCCCCCGUUGCGCCGCCCGCCUAUUCGAAUGGCAUGUACGGGUCGCGGAGCGCUGCGGAUCUGGGGCGAGCACAGCAGCAGCAGCAGCAGCUCAAGUCUACGGGGGCGGGGGCGGAUCCUGCUGUGGGUAUGGAGCCGUAUCGCCCUACCGGGCAGGUGGCCGACGUAAAACAAGCAGGUCAAUAAUUUAUCUGUAUGGCAUGGCAUAGCGUGGUCGGAGCCCUUUGGUUUACUCAGAUUUCUUGUUUGGGAUGAUCUUUUAUGUCUUGUUGGUUAAUGAUCGACAUGUAACAAUCUGGUAUGUAUAACAAUCCACUUUUUUUUCACUGUAAGAAUGGACAGUGUCCUGUUAGUCGCACACCGAAACAAUCAACGUAUUUUAG